Molecule: messenger RNA, 843 nt
Organism: Penaeus vannamei (Pacific white shrimp)
Lineage: Eukaryota; Metazoa; Arthropoda; Malacostraca; Decapoda; Penaeidae
Source: RefSeq, a predicted model, not a curated record
UUUAAGACAGCUGAUCGCUGGCCGUCUCCCUGGCGUCUGUGUGUUAGAGGACCAUUAACACACUCGGCUUUGAGCGCAGGGAUAGUGGAGCUCGGGAAAACACCACACGAAGGCUGCCAUGGUGUUAUAGUGCGCUGUCUGUCGGCCGGUCUAGCUGGAGAGGCGAGAUCUGCAAGGGGAAAAAAAGACGGGGAAAUAUUUUGAAAAAUAUGGGUGGUUGAGGGCCCAUACACACCGCAGUGCCAGGUUGUUGUUGUCGCGUGCGAGAGGGAGGUAGGGAGACAGAGAAAGAGCGAGACAGUAGCGACAGUGUGUGAUUAUUGCUACGUAGAGAAGAGUGAAGGAAAAAAAAUAGGAGGGAAACCAGACCAUAUUGCUUACCUGUCCCUCCGACCGAAAAGCCAAUCAAUCUUUUUUUUUCUUUCCCCAUCAAAGACAAAUAUAAACAACCGACAACAAACACCUCCAAGAAGCCCAGAAGACCCCAAGAAACCCCCAAAGGAAGACACAAUGGGCAGCCAAGACGCCUCAAGAAGUUUGUGGGUGUUCGGCUACGGGUCCCUCUGCUGGCACCCUGGCUUCCAGCACGGUGCCUCCGCCGUGGGACACAUCGAGCACUACGUCAGGAGGUUCUGGCAGGGGAAUUCGACACACAGAGGCAUCCCCGGCAAGCCCGGGCGAGUGGCGACCCUCGUGCAAGAAGAAGGGGUAAGUUUCUUUGUUUGUUGUUUUUUCUUUGUUUUUUUUCUUGUUAUUUGUUCCCGAGGAAAGAGUAAGAAAGUGGUUAUAAAGAAGAAGAAAAAAAUCGUAUAUCAAGUCUAUGGAUAAGAAUAUGUCCGUAAC